Messenger RNA from Nanorana parkeri, 642 nucleotides. RefSeq names its product hes family bHLH transcription factor 3 (gene HES3). Lineage: Eukaryota; Metazoa; Chordata; Amphibia; Anura; Dicroglossidae. Gene Ontology annotation, molecular function: DNA-binding transcription factor activity, RNA polymerase II-specific; RNA polymerase II cis-regulatory region sequence-specific DNA binding; protein dimerization activity. Gene Ontology annotation, cellular component: nucleus. Bases 1 to 642 code for a protein of 213 amino acids. The record is from RefSeq and is a predicted model, not a curated record. The transcript has 4 exons. Gene Ontology annotation, biological process: regulation of transcription by RNA polymerase II; anterior/posterior pattern specification; regulation of neurogenesis.
AUGGUGACCCACACAGAGUCCAGGCAGCCCAGCAGCUUCAGAAAGGUUUCUAAACCAUUAAUGGAAAAGAAAAGACGAGCCAGAAUCAACGUAUCCCUGGAACAGCUCAAGUCUCUUCUGGAGAGGAAUUAUUCCCAGAAUAUCAGAAAACGCAAACUGGAGAAAGCAGACAUACUGGAACUAACAGUGAAGUAUCUGAAGACCCUUCAAAGUUCUGUACAAGCAGCUGGUCCCAUCAUCAGAAGUGCUGAGUACCAGGCUGGAUUUAGGAAUUGUCUGAACAGUGUCAACCAGUUUCUGAUGAAGUCAGAGGACUUUGUUCCUCCUGGUCCCCUGGGUCUGGUCCAGGAUGUAUGUACACUUCUGCCUCCUGCUAAUAUAACUGGGUUCAGGACCAAGGACAGCAUCAUUUGCAGUACAUCAUCUCCAACCAUCAUCACCAGGGAUCACCUGCUCUCUGCUAACCUGAGCCAACCUGGCACUGUGAAUCUACCCAUCAAGCUCAAAUCAGUGCCCCUCCAUCCAUCACCAUGCCAAGCAACCGGUGGUCCUACCCAGUCUGUAUCACCAAGUCUUAGUCCCAUUGUAUCGGCUACUGACAGCAACAGAGGUCCAGCUCAGAGUGUGUGGAGACCCUGGUGA